CAAAGUCGAAGCACAUGUGUCAGCAACAACAUGGGCGGUGUGGCCAGGCCCAAAGUCAAAGCACAUGUGUCAGCAACAACAUGGGCGGUGGGCGCCAUUCGGCGAAAAUAGCAAAAUGGAAUAUGUUUGUAUUCUUAAUACGACAUGCCAAACAUUGUCGAGCUGUUUAAAUCCUGUGCUCUUCCCAACGGCUAUAUUUUCCGCAUUCUCAUUAUUGAAAUCAUUUAGCUUCCCAACGGUCCAUUUUCCACGCUAAUAAGACACAAACCCAGCGUACUAAUCUUACCCGUAUAUUUUGCCUUUCAGCUUUCACUAUCAACCUCACACUGACAUUUCUCUCUCUUUCUACAAUGGACUCUGCUAGCGCUGCCAACGUUCAACAUGUGAACAAGAAGUCCUCAGAUGAGUUGCUCAGAAAGUUUGCCGAACUGGGUUCGGAUUCCGGCGACGAGGCACCGGUGAGGAAGGACUUGUUAAGGGUGUCGAAGCGCCAGAAAAUUAGGAGCAGGGUAGUAAGAGACGGUGAUCAAUAUGAGAGCCCAUCGAAUGGUAGUAGUACCAGGUUGUUGGAGAGGCGGUCGCUUCUUCCUCUGACGGCGACAAGGAGGUCUGCAUUGCUUCGGCAACUUGGCAUUGGGAGGUCACAGUUCAGGGACAAGUCCCUCUUAGGAGCCCUUGAGAAGACAUGGCGUAAAACUGUAGAAGGGGCUUCAAAAGUUUUUAUUGAGAAGCAUUACCACCGGCAUAAGCGUUUGAUAAAUGACAUUGUCUAGAUUGAGCUGUCUCCACUACUUCAGAUUUUGAAGCUUUUUGCUAAUUAAUUACCCUUUGUAAAUUGGCAUUAAAUUUACUUAUAAUAUAUAUAUAAGUAUUUAUUUUCAUCUAUAGCGAAUAAAUUAUGAUGUUUACCCAGAAAAUAAUAAGUUA
This is a messenger RNA of Corylus avellana, 927 nucleotides long. RefSeq lists its product as uncharacterized. Lineage: Eukaryota; Viridiplantae; Streptophyta; Magnoliopsida; Fagales; Betulaceae. The record is from RefSeq and is a predicted model, not a curated record.